GUGUGUCCUGGUCUGGUGUGUGUGUGUCCUGGUCUGGUCUGGUGUGUGUGUUUGUCCUGGUGUGUGUGUGUGUGUGUAACAGGUAAAUUGAAUGAGUUUGAUUUGCAUUCUAGACACCAUCAUUUUACUCUUGGGAAACCAGUCUCUGUGUGGUAACUGUUUAUCAUCUCACCGACAGGCCAACCUGGACGAACAGCAGACGUCGGACAACCAGUUUGUGCGCACUCUGAUGACAUCCAUUUGCCAGUCAGCCGUUAUAUGUGAAAACCCAUACAAGGUGGAUGUGGAGCAGAUUACCCAGAGGGCAAAGCUGCUGCAGCGGUACCUGAGUGACGAGAAGAAGGAACUGCAGGCCCUCUAUGCCCUCCAGGCCCUCAUGGUGCACAUGGAGCAACCGGCCAAUCUGCUGCGGAUGUUCUUUGACACGCUUUACGAUGAGGACAGAUAG
Messenger RNA from Salvelinus namaycush (lake trout), 448 nucleotides. Its product is annotated as eukaryotic translation initiation factor 4 gamma 1-like. Bases 92 to 448 code for a protein of 118 amino acids. Gene Ontology annotation, molecular function: protein binding. Lineage: Eukaryota; Metazoa; Chordata; Actinopteri; Salmoniformes; Salmonidae. The transcript is spliced from 4 exons. The record is from RefSeq and is a predicted model, not a curated record.